AAAUCUGUGAUGGCAACUCUACAGUUUAACCUGUCCCUACUAAAGCUAAGUGGAUUAAAUUGGUUAAUUGCUUUUAUUUGACUGCCAUGUCACACAUUAACAGCAACAGGAAGUACAGCAAAUGUCAGACUGGGAUUUAGAGAAGGGAUUGUCCUGUUAAACUCCCAAACAGACUUUCACUAAGUGUAAAUGUUUGGCCCCUGAGGGCCUCCAUGCUGAAACGGACUUCAGUGGUGUGAUUUAUUCGCACGCAGAUCGGAUAUCGGUGUGUGUCUUCAGCACCUCUCUCAGUCCCGCUCGUUAGACCCACAAACAACUGCUGCCCUCCGGUCGGCCCGUUACGAUCGGGGGCACAUCACACGCUGCCAGGGCGGGGGUUGGAAUCCGAUAGCGUUCCAUAUCGCAUGAUGUCACUGAGGCCUUGUCACAUACUGAGUCUUAAGCCCUCUGAGAGAGUUGAGGUGAGCUGGGGCCCGAGAGGAAAAGUUAUAGCUAAAAACAAGAAGAGAAACUAGAAUCACACCUGAUAAGUGAACGAAUGAAGGUCGAAGCAAUCACUGACAUAAAACAGCACAUGUUGCUUUCACCUUGCACACUAAUCGACAGAAAGGUUGACUAGUUUAGGUGAUUAGAAAUCAGUAAUUUACCAACAUGAACAGUCUCGAGCCCUACUUGAACAGGACUGGAUCUUCAUGAGGUGGUUAGGUAAAGUUUUCCAUGCAUGCUCCAUGAUUUGGUUCCAAAUUUGAAAACAAAAUCCGUUAAAAAUUACUUAUUUUAUUUAAUUUAAUUUUUUAUUUUAUUUUAUUUUAUUAUUUUCCCUCUGCCGAAUAUAAAUCUUAAUCCUGCUGCACCUUAAUUAUGUAUUUAUGGUGCAUUCAAAUCCUCCUGGGAAGUUUGGAAAGUUGUAAUUAUGACGUCAGGUGCGUUCAAAUCACUUUGAUUGGAAAAAGAUGCCGAUGCACAUUAUAUAUGGGUCAAUGACGUGACGGGUCUUUUUUUUUUGUCCAAAGGCCUUAAUUACAAUAAAAAAUCAAAGAUAUGACAUCCAAAGUAUGUAAGGUAGUACAGCUAGAUCUCUUUUAUUGAAUCCAAAAGGUUUUAAUUAUAUUUUGCUACAUAUAAAUGUAUUUUAAAGAUUUUGUCAAAAGGUCAUUCGGUUUAACCGUCCAAAGGCCAAUACAGCCAUUUCAUUUGUGAUUAAAAUAUCUUAAAAUGUAAUAAAUGUAUAUAUUUUUAUUUUGGCAUGAUUUUAUAACAUCAUAUAUCAACAUAGUGCAAAAUUGUAUUAAAAUUAUGUGUAGAAGUCGUUACUUUGUUAUGAGAAAGAAUAUCCGGAAAAAUUAAUUUCAUUGAUAUCAUUCGGAGUAACCAAAUAUAAAGGGACCAUUUUGGAUCAAGUCAUGCGGUCAAUAUCAUGUAACAUCAUUCAGACACCAGCAAAGGAUCACAUGGUCAUGAAGCAAAGUAACUAACUCUCUCUUAACUAUUUGAAAAAUUCAUGUUUUCACUUGAUCAUACACAUAUCCCGAAACAUCAGGUCAUUCGGUACAACCGCUAUAAAACAUGGAAAAUGUUGUAAUAUUUUAAAAACUCGUACUAAAUAUAAAAUGUUUAAUUGUCCUUUUGCUAGCUAGCUAGAUAUCAGCCUGUUAGCAUUGUUUGAAAAUAUUGUCAUUCGGUAUAACCAAAAGUGUGAAACUGAAAUUUUGGUUAAACCGAUUGACUUUUUUGGUGACAAAUUUUGUCCAUCUUGUAAAAAAUUACAAAAGCAGUGUUAAUUGAUUAUAAAAACCACAUAAUCUCAUUGUUAACACUUAAUAAAACUUCGAAAUUAAUUAUAUCUCCAUUAUGUUUUUUGUUUUUUUUUACACUUUUAAAAAACCUUAUUCGUCAGUGACUUGACUUGAAUACAUGCAAAUAAUUACCAGCUAACACGCACCAGUUACGUAAUUUUUGGUACUUUUUGGUAAUUUCAUUACUUACCAAUAGACAACAUAACUACGACGUUGCAUGCUCGUUAUUUCUUUUGCGCUUAUUUAUAUUUAUAAGGAAGUGAUUUACAGCGCGCGCCGACGCAUUUGCGCAUGCGCGCCACGAGCACAGUAUGUAACGGCUGACAGGACAGGAAACUUCGUUUUUCUGAGAGGUCUCCAGUCACAUUCAGGUGUUGGCACGACGGAAGGCUCGGGAAAUUCAGGUGAAACUCAAGGACCAGGCAGCCAAAGACAAAGCCAUGCAGAGUAUGUCCAGCAUGUCGUCGGCCCAGAUCAUCUCCGCCACGGCCUUUCAGAACAAGAUGGCUCUGCAGGGGCUGUCGCGGCCGGCCUACCCCACAGCUGCUGGGUUUUGGCACGGAGCUCUCGCAGGACAAACCGCAGGUCCCGAAGACAUCAAGCCGUUUUCCCAACAAAACUUUGUCAUGCAAGCCACCGGUCCUCCGUCUAUAACUGGUUAUGAAAGUGCGACGGGUCUGUCGAUGUCCUCCAACGCACCGCCCUGGCAGGGUCGCAGUAUCGCCAGCUCCAAACUGCGCAUGCUGGAGUUUUCCGCUUUCCUAGAGCAACCUCAGGAUCCAGAGACUGUCAACAAACACCUGUUUGUACACAUCGGUCAGUCCAACCCCACGUAUAGCGAUCCGUACCUAGAGGCCGUGGAUAUACGGCAAAUUUAUGACAAAUUCCCAGAGAAGAAAGGAGGGCUGAAGGAGCUGUUUGAGAAGGGACCGGCUAACGCUUUCUUCCUCGUAAAGUUCUGGGCAGAUCUGAGCAUCAACCUACAGGACGACAGCAGCUUCUUCUACGGCGUAUCGAGUCAGUACGAGAGCUCCGAAAAUAUGAUCAUCACCUCCUCCACUAAAGUCUGCUCGUUUGGGAAACAGGUGGUGGAAAAGGUGGAGACGGAGUACGCACGCUUCGAGAGCGGCAGAUACGUGUUCAGGAUCCAUCGAUCACCGCUGUGUGAAUACAUGAUCAACUUCAUCCAUAAACUCAAACAUCUACCAGAGAAAUACAUGAUGAACAGCGUACUUGAAAACUUCACCAUUCUGCAGGUGGUUACCAACAGAGACACUCUAGAAACCUUGCUAUGCAUCGCUUACGUGUUUGAGGUGUCCACCAGCGAGCACGGAGCCCAGCAUCACAUCUACAGACUGCUGAAAGACUGAGACUGAGCGUGAGACUGACAGACACGACAGUGCCACAGCGCCCCCUACCGGCCACAGCCCAAACCUCCUGCGCUUCUGCAAGAGUCGCCGUGGACACAGAGGGCAAAUGACUCUCUAACACUACUGUUCAGAGGCACAAGCAGAGGAUCUGCCGGAAUCAGAAAUCUGAAUGUCAUGACAUUGAAUUUUUUUUUUUUUUUUUUUGUAUAAUGGGAACUGUAAUAGCAGGACGAAAUGCAUGAGAAAGUUUUUUGGUUUUCUUCAUCUCAUCUCAUUUUAGCCCCAAAGUGUUUGUGUUAGUGUUUGUUAAAAUGGAAUACAGCUGGGAAUGAUGGUCAUCUACCGGACUAAAGCUUUUUCACAAACCAAAAGUGGACUUUCCUUCAUAUAUCAGGGCAAACGUGAACGCCAAACGACAGACUCAAGUAUUGAAUGUUGAUGUGUUUUUUUGUAGAUUUGGUGCAUUGUAUUUAUCAGCCAUAUUCUUGGAUGUGGAAAACUUCGACUUAAAGCGAUAGUUCACCCAAAAAUGAAAAUUAUUCCAUGAUUUAUUCAUUCUCAAGCCAUCCUAGAUGUAUAUGACUAUCUUCUUUCAGACAAACACAGUCGGAGAUAUAUUUAAAAAUGCUUAGUCCUCCAAGGUUUAUAAUGGUUGUGAAUGGCUGCCCACAUUUUGAAGACAAAAAAAUGCAUCCAUCCAUAAAAAAAUUAAUCCAUACGACUCCAGGGGGUUAAUAAAGACCUUUUGAAGCGAAUCGAUCUGUUUGUGUAAGACAAAUAUUCUUAUUUAUAACUUCAUACAGUAAAAUAACGAGCUUCCAACGUGACAGCCAUAGGCAUUCGUCCAAAAAGCGUUAACUUCCACGACGUAGUAAACAAUCUCUGAUUGUGUUUGUCUGAAAGAAGAUGGCUUGAGGGUGAGUAAAUCAUGGGAUAAUUUUCAUUUUUGGUUGAACUAUCCCUUUAAAACAGUCUAACUAACUGAAUGAAAUUCAUAGUGAUCUGAGGAAGCACUCGUGGCGAGAGAUUCAUGGCUUUUCUCCACAAGGGCUUGUAAAAACAUACAUGUAACUGCUUAUUUUACCUGAUUCUAUUUCAGUACGGUUACCUUAAACACAAACGUGUCAGAUAAGAGUUUGAUAUUUGGAAUAAAGAGCGUGUGUUAUCCCUUGAAA
Molecule: messenger RNA, 4341 nt
Organism: Ctenopharyngodon idella (grass carp)
Lineage: Eukaryota; Metazoa; Chordata; Actinopteri; Cypriniformes; Xenocyprididae
Product: transcriptional enhancer factor TEF-3-like
Exons: 10
Coding region: 2237-3166 (309 amino acids)
Biological process (GO): regulation of transcription by RNA polymerase II; embryonic organ development; hippo signaling
Cellular component (GO): transcription regulator complex
Molecular function (GO): RNA polymerase II cis-regulatory region sequence-specific DNA binding; DNA-binding transcription factor activity, RNA polymerase II-specific
Source: RefSeq, a predicted model, not a curated record